Molecule: messenger RNA, 1920 nt
Organism: Aspergillus uvarum CBS 121591
Lineage: Eukaryota; Fungi; Ascomycota; Eurotiomycetes; Eurotiales; Aspergillaceae
Product: 25S rRNA (adenine645-N1)-methyltransferase
Exons: 1
Coding region: 318-1838 (506 amino acids)
Biological process (GO): rRNA methylation; ribosomal large subunit biogenesis
Cellular component (GO): nucleolus
Molecular function (GO): rRNA (adenine) methyltransferase activity
Source: RefSeq, a predicted model, not a curated record
CUCCAAGAUCCUGACACCAGCCCACAGCUACUCCGUCUAGAUCUGACAGAUGAUCUCAGACGUGUGUAUGCAUCAAACUCUAAAUGGAACCAUUGCAGCAAUUAGCGCCACGAGGAACAAGACAUAUAUUACUACUUCUCAAAAGCCCAUGGAAUUGACAGAACAAACAAGACAAACACCACACUCACCGCCCUUGAACGGGCGGCAGAACACAUCGACGACUGGUCGUCUCCGCCUUUUUUUGCCAGAAAAUUUUAGAGAUCCACGGCCGAGCAGAACGAUAGUCAACCAUUAUCCCAAGACAACCUAUCGCAACCAUGUUCGCUGUACCGGGUUGGUCGCUCGAGAACUCUGCUCUCAAGCAGCAGAGUGAGCCUGCUCCCGAGAAGACAAAUGACAAAUCAUCCAAGCCGAAUCCCAAAGACCGAAAGCGCAAGCGGGAGGAUAAUGUCACCAAGGGAAAUGUGGACGCCAUGUUCCGCCGGCACAUCGAGGGGGAGAAGAUCACCCCCUGGGCCAGGAAGAAGGCUGAAAAGGAGGCUAUGAUGAAGGGCGAGAAGAAGCAGGAUCAGGCCAAGCCCGCGACCGUCGCAGCGGACGCACCGCGACCAACCGACGCCACCACCGCCGAUGCCGCCGAGGAGGGCGAGAAGCCCAAGAGCAAGAGACAAAGGAAGAACAAGAACAAGAACAAGAACACGGAGGAGAAGCAAGAUCAACCGCAGGGUGAUGGCACCAAGGACUCUGCCACUACCACCGACGCGAUGCCCGUGGCGCCGCCGGAGACGAAAGCCAUCCUGACCCCUCUGCAGCAGGCCAUGCGACAGAAGCUCAUCUCAUCCCGAUUCCGCCAUCUUAACGAGACCCUUUACACCACGCCCUCGAGCAAGGCCUUUGAGCUUUUCACCUCGAACCCCGAACUGUUCGACGAGUACCACGCCGGCUUUGCGCGCCAGGUCAAGGAGUCCUGGCCCUCGAACCCCGUGGACGGCUACAUCAAGGCUAUGCGCGCCCGCGGCAGCGCACAUGCGCCCAGGAGGGGCAAACCGGAUAACAACAAGGGACGGCCCUCAGUUGCUCCGCUUCCCCGACGACCGAACGGCCUGUGUACCGUGGCCGACCUGGGCUGCGGUGAUGCGCAGCUCGCGCGCGCGCUGCUGCCGUCCUCCAAGAAGCUGAACCUCAAACUUCUCAGCUACGAUCUGCACGCCCCGAAGGACUCCCCGAUCACCAAGGCCGACAUCGCCAAUCUGCCCCUGGAGGACGGAUCCGUGGACGUGGCGGUCUUCUGUCUCAGUCUGAUGGGCACCAACUGGGUGUCGUUCGUGGAGGAGGCGUGGCGGGUGCUCCGCAGCGACGGCAAGGGCGAAUGCUGGGUAAGCGAGGUGAAAAGCCGAUUCGGCAAGGUCACCCGCAAGAAGGCGCAGAUCGGCGCCAAGAAGCCGCUCAGCAAGGCGGAGCAGAAGAAGCUCAAGAAGAAGCAGUCGGCGGAUAACGCGGACUCGGAUCUCUCCGACAACGAGAUCUACGCGGAGGACGCUCGCCCCGCCAACACCGAUGAUGAGACGGACAUCUCGGCCUUCGUGGAGGUCUUCCGGACGCGAGGCUUUAUCCUCAAGCAGGAGACUCUCGAUAAGUCGAACAAGAUGUUUGUGAAGAUGGAGUUUGUGAAGGCCGGUGGCGCGCCCACCAAGGGCAAACAUGCCGGUUCCGCCGCCCCCAGCGCUGGUGCCGGCGGCCCGGGCAAAAAGCGGUUCAUCGACCGAUCGUCCGACAAGGGCAUGUCUGCUGCCGAAGAAGCAGCUGUUCUUAAGCCAUGCGUCUACAAGAUCCGGUAGUCCUGGCAUAAGGUGCUUGAAUAGUGUAUAAGAAAAAGUACUUGAGUUUAAUCAUGAUGAAGCGAGUCGUUACUGUAAUAUA